UCACUCCAUUCCAGUGGAGACCUGCCACAGUUCAAACUAUCAGCACAAGCAAACAAAUCUGUUCCACAAAAUGUCGUUUGAUCGGAAUUUGAACAGCUCUCAAGAGCCCACGGCUGCGGCCACGAGCGACACUCGGGAGGAGAGUCUAGAGGAGGAUCUGGUGCACAUUCGCGUGCAGCAGCGCAGCAGCAGCCGCAAGACGAUCACCACCGUCCAGGGCCUGGCCGCGGAAUUUGACCUCAAGAAGAUCGCGCGCGCCUGCCGCAAGGAGUUCGCGUGCAACGGCACCGUCACCGAGCACCCCGAGCAGGGGCUGGUCAUCCAUCUGGAGGGGGACCAGCGCGAGAACGUCCGCCAGUGGCUGAUCAAGACGGACCUCUGCAAGCCCGACCAGCUGAAGGUGCACUGAAUGGGUCCCCAGGCCCUUGAACGUCUCCCCUUCGAGGCUCUUCUUGUUUUGUUCGUUCUUUGCUCCUUGAAUCCACGCAACCCACGAAACCUACGAAACCCACACACCCACAAUCCCACAUCUACUUCUGCAAGAGAACCAUUGAAUGGAAAUUGACAGCCGUGUUGGAAAAAUGAAAUUAAAUGUUAAAUGCAAUACAAAAAGGAAUACCGAAAGAGAGAGAGAGGGGA
Molecule: messenger RNA, 639 nt
Organism: Drosophila miranda
Lineage: Eukaryota; Metazoa; Arthropoda; Insecta; Diptera; Drosophilidae
Product: eukaryotic translation initiation factor eIF1-like
Exons: 1
Coding region: 71-409 (112 amino acids)
Biological process (GO): translational initiation
Cellular component (GO): eukaryotic 43S preinitiation complex
Molecular function (GO): translation initiation factor activity; ribosomal small subunit binding; RNA binding
Source: RefSeq, a predicted model, not a curated record